Molecule: messenger RNA, 1254 nt
Organism: Dromiciops gliroides (monito del monte)
Lineage: Eukaryota; Metazoa; Chordata; Mammalia; Microbiotheria; Microbiotheriidae
Gene: PSMA5
Product: proteasome 20S subunit alpha 5
Exons: 9
Coding region: 349-1074 (241 amino acids)
Biological process (GO): proteasome-mediated ubiquitin-dependent protein catabolic process
Cellular component (GO): proteasome core complex; proteasome core complex, alpha-subunit complex; nucleus
Source: RefSeq, a predicted model, not a curated record
AUCUUGGGCUUCUCUAGAGUACAGGAAUCUUUCCCAUCCUUCCCAGGCCGGGCUUCCCUUAGCAACCACCCGCUCCUCUAAGCGGAAGGACGGUUCUUGGCCCGCCCCUCGCCUGGGUUUCCUAAACUAAUCGGAGCCAUGCCGGGAAGACCGGGACCCAAUCACGUCGGGAAGAACUACGUCCAGCCAAUGAGAGGUCGGAAUUAGAGGGCGGGCUGUAGGGGUCGCGGGCGCCUGCGCUGUUUGGGCCCAGGGCGCUCCGUGGGGGAUUUCUCGUACGUCCGGGGCCGGUGGAGGCACGUUGGGCCUGAAGAGUGUCUGUGUGGCCGCUGAUUCCUGCCCCUCACCAUGUUCCUCACCCGGUCCGAGUAUGACAGGGGUGUAAAUACUUUUUCUCCUGAGGGAAGAUUAUUCCAGGUGGAAUAUGCAAUUGAAGCCAUCAAGCUUGGCUCCACAGCCAUUGGGAUCCAGACGUCAGAGGGCGUGUGCCUCGCUGUGGAGAAAAGAAUCACCUCCCCACUUAUGGAACCCAGCAGCAUUGAGAAAAUCGUAGAGAUUGAUGCUCAUAUAGGUUGUGCCAUGAGUGGGUUAAUUGCUGAUGCAAAGACUUUGAUUGAUAAAGCCAGAGUGGAGACACAGAACCACUGGUUCACCUACAAUGAAACAAUGACUGUGGAGAGUGUGACCCAGGCUGUUUCCAACCUGGCUUUGCAGUUUGGGGAAGAGGAUGCAGAUCCUGGUGCCAUGUCUCGUCCAUUUGGAGUGGCAUUAUUGUUUGGAGGAGUUGAUGAAAAAGGACCACAGCUGUUUCAUAUGGACCCUUCAGGAACCUUUGUACAGUGUGAUGCUCGAGCAAUUGGCUCUGCUUCAGAAGGUGCCCAGAGCUCCUUGCAAGAAGUUUAUCACAAGGCUAUGACCCUGAAAGAAGCAAUCAAGUCAUCACUCAUAAUUCUCAAGCAAGUGAUGGAGGAAAAGCUGAAUGCAACUAACAUAGAGCUGGCCACAGUGGAGCCUGGCCUGAAAUUCCAUAUGUUCACAAAGGAGGAGCUUGAAGAGGUUAUCAAGGAUAUUUGAAGAAAGAAGGAUUCUCAAGAGUUUCUACAUGACUCUCUUUAACUUUCAACUUUCCUGAUUGCAAUUUUUAUUUGCGCUCUCUACCCUCUGGGAAGUGUCUCCCAUGGUAGUUGAUGUAUGUGUGUUUUUUACAAUUUAUGUACAUAAAGGAAGACUGAAAUAAAGAGAAACUGAAAACUG